AUGAAAGCAACACAAUACAUUGCAAUUCGUGCUUUAUUUCAUUUACUGAUUGUCCCUUAUCUUCUUGCUAUAUUUGGUCAUCCUACAAAAGGAGAAAGAGGUAUUGAACCACAAUAUGAACCAUUGUUUGAAUAUCUAAUAUUCGGAAUCACAAAUGUUAUCAUCCAACCUUUACUAACAUAUAUUGCAUUUAACAAAGUUAAACCAAAUUCGUAUUCACUGAUUGAGCAAAUAUCAUCUAUUAUCAUUGGCAUUGUUGUAUCAUUGAUUUCAUUUUUCAUAUUUAAACCAAGGAUUCUAAGUCAUAUCCUUCAGACGAUAAUGUGUUCUUUAGGAUUUGGUGUAUACUCAAGCCCACUCAUACUUCUCGCCUACAAACAAACUCUCAGACAUAAAGAAGAAUACCACCUCUUAUUUAUUCCAUCGAUUAUAGUCUUAUUAUCUAUCAUUGUUUCUGCAAUAUGUGGUUCAUUGGACACACCGUAUAACUGGAAAUAUUUCCCCACUCCAGCAUUUUAUGCGUAUGUUGCUAGUAAUUUUAUUGCUGACGCAUAUUGUUUUAUUUAUCAAAACCAUAAUGAAAUGAUAUCUGAAGAGAGUGUUGAUAAAAAAAGAAAAUAA
Entamoeba dispar SAW760 is the source of this 621-nucleotide messenger RNA. RefSeq lists its product as uncharacterized. The record is from RefSeq and is a predicted model, not a curated record. Bases 1 to 621 code for a protein of 206 amino acids. Lineage: Eukaryota; Evosea; Mastigamoebida; Endamoebidae. The transcript has a single exon.